Messenger RNA from Limanda limanda (common dab), 1409 nucleotides. It is a transcript of the gene yju2, whose product is annotated as YJU2 splicing factor homolog. The coding region runs from base 93 to 1124 and encodes 343 amino acids. The transcript has 8 exons. Gene Ontology annotation, biological process: mRNA splicing, via spliceosome. Gene Ontology annotation, cellular component: U2-type catalytic step 1 spliceosome. The record is from RefSeq and is a predicted model, not a curated record. Lineage: Eukaryota; Metazoa; Chordata; Actinopteri; Pleuronectiformes; Pleuronectidae.
UCCACGAGCUGAGCGCUACCACGAUAUAAUCCUGACCUUACUGUUUCCUCCUCCGUUUUCUAGUCGUCGUUUGGUUUCUAUCCAAAGCAACAAUGUCUGAAAGAAAAGUGUUGAAUAAAUACUACCCUCCGGAUUUCGAUCCGUCCAAAAUCCCAAAGCUCAAACUCCCCAAGGAUCGACAGUACGUGGUCAGAUUGAUGGCUCCAUUCAAUAUGAGGUGUAAAACAUGUGGCGAGUACAUCUACAAGGGGAAGAAGUUCAAUGCACGCAAAGAGACGAUUAUUAAUGAGCUGUACAUGGGACUGCCCAUCUUCCGUUUCUACAUCAAAUGCACUCGAUGUCUUGCUGAGAUUACGUUUAAGACUGAUCCAGUAAACACAGAUUAUGCAAUGGAGCAUGGUGCGACACGAAACUUCCAAGCAGAGAAACUAAUUGAGGAGGAGGUGAAGAGAAUCCAGGAUGAGAGAGAAGAGGAGGAACUCAACAACCCCAUGAAGGUGUUGGAGAACCGCACAAAGGAUUCCAAGAUGGAGAUGGAGGUUAUAGAGAAUCUUCAGGAGCUUCAGGAGCUGAACCAGAGACAGGCUCAGGUGGACUUCGAGGGAAUGAUCGGCCUGUACAGAGAUAUUGAAAAAAGGAAGGUCGAACAGGAGAAAGAAGAGGAUGAGCUUGAAACCAGGGACAUGUUGCAACGAGCCCUCAUAAAAAGACUGAGGGAUUCUGACUCUGACCCGGACUCGGAGAAAGAAGAAGCGGAGAGCAGCAGCUCCCAGUCAAACAAGUCCAGCGCCAUCAAACCAACAGACUUCCUCACAACUAUUAAACCCACAGAGACACAGGGAGCCUCAGCUGGAGUAGUGAAGAAGGCCAAGAUUGAGAGCUGGGAGCAGAGUGUGGGGACACUGGGUGGUGUAAAAUCCCUGGGGUCCCUGGUGGUGAAAAGGAAACCAACAGCAGCUGUCAACAAACCAAGUACUGCUGCUUCAUCUUUAAAAACAGGUUCACUGGCAUCCAAGACGGCCGUGUCCACAAAUGCUUCAAAGCCCAUAAUCACACAAAAGGUGUCUUCGUCUCUCAGCCUGCUGGGGGCGUAUUCAGACAGUGACAGCAAUGACAGCGACUGAGCGGAAGAUGACUUGAGUGAUUGACACACAAUUGUGAUGAUAUGGACUUCUUUGCUCUGCACAAAAUAGUGUGUAAACCAGCUUGUGUGUCUACCCCAUUAAAACCCCUAUGUGCGACUGUUAUGAGCAGGAAUUGUAUUGUUUGUUAUCCAUAUCCAGUGAAACCGAAAUAAUCUUCCGCGGCACAUCCCACUUGUUCAUAGACCUGUUUUUGUUGAGAAUUUUACCUAUACCAAAUGGCAAUGUUUGAAUUUUUAAUGUUUAUUAAAAUCAGUUUAACUGUAA